Necator americanus (New World hookworm) is the source of this 636-nucleotide messenger RNA. RefSeq lists its product as uncharacterized. The record is from RefSeq and is a predicted model, not a curated record. Bases 1 to 636 code for a protein of 211 amino acids. The transcript has a single exon. NCBI's taxonomy places the organism in Eukaryota, Metazoa, Nematoda, Chromadorea, Rhabditida, Ancylostomatidae.
AUGCGACUUAGCCACACGAUGGAAAAGAACAUCUGCUGUCGGCAACGAAGGAGAAAAGAAGUCGUCUACGACGAUUGCGUACUUCAGGACUCCCUGUCCCAAGGUGACUGGCACAUCGAGGAGGACCCAAGCAUGGACUACGAGAUGCUGCUCAGAGGAUUACGAGCCUGUGCUGAACGUGCCUCGAAGUCGCGCACGACAAACUUGGAUCGAAUUUCGAAGACCAACAAGGAAUUGUUAGGAAGAAGAAGGGCUUUGAGGCUUGAUCCGAAUGCAUCGCACAUUGAGCGGUUAGUAGCAAACACUAGCUGCAGAAAAACGUUGCAGGAGGAUCUUUUGAAGUACAGGCAGAAGAAGAUUCUAGAAGCAGCACAAAGAAGAACGAGUCUAAAGAAGUGCCGCAGGGAUCUCCGCGAAUAUAAUAUUCCGCUAGCAAUCUUGCAGAGUGAAGACGGGACUCGCACGUCUUCUCGUCGUGAGAUGGAAAUCAUUACGGAGAGGUUCUACUCGAACCUUUUCCGUUCAUCAACUCCUGUGUCAAGCCCAAUCAUCCCCACUGGCGAAGCUCCACCACGGAUUCUCCCUUCGGAAGUACGAGUUGCUAUCAAGAGCAUGAAACCUGGCACAGCCCUCUGA